AUGGCUGAGGGAACACAAAAUCAACGAGAUUUGUGCCUGAGCCCAGCUGUCUUCACUUUUGAACCAGUGUGCAUUGUAACACCCGAGCCAUCCGAAGAAGAAGAAGAAGAAGAAGAAGAAGAAGAAGAAGAACACGCAAUUCGCCGCAACUCGUCUCUGGAGAAUAGGUUUGCAGAUGCUCUGUACAAAAGCCCGAAACGGCCCUGUGCGGUAGGCCAUAAAUACAUCCGAAAACAAUUGUCAACCGACCCCACAACAUUUGGCGUAAAUUCGAAGGAAAGCUGUUUAUCCUCAGAUAUGAUUCUGGCAUUCUUAACUCCCAAUUGUUUGUAUACAAACACACAAAACCUUUGA
Dicrocoelium dendriticum is the source of this 354-nucleotide messenger RNA. The record is from the annotation of a GenBank genome assembly. Lineage: Eukaryota; Metazoa; Platyhelminthes; Trematoda; Plagiorchiida; Dicrocoeliidae.